Messenger RNA from Oncorhynchus masou masou (cherry salmon), 8108 nucleotides. Its product is annotated as leucine-rich repeats and immunoglobulin-like domains protein 1. Gene Ontology annotation, molecular function: protein binding. The transcript has 18 exons. NCBI's taxonomy places the organism in Eukaryota, Metazoa, Chordata, Actinopteri, Salmoniformes, Salmonidae. Bases 988 to 4095 code for a protein of 1035 amino acids. The record is from RefSeq and is a predicted model, not a curated record.
ACCAGUGAGAUUAGGAGUUUAACCUUUCUUCAAAUUUGAGCCAAUUGCAAGGGAAAAUGGGAGGUUCCCAAGUGCUGUUGUGCAUCCAACGUGGGACUAUGGAACGAAGACUGAAAAGAAUUAAGUAAAAAAAUAAAAAACUCAUGGUGGAUAGGGUCUGAAGUUGGGACUGAACCAGGCUCCGAACGCCGAGGUUUUCUGACCAUAGACUGCAUCUGAUAAGCAUUUACUAGGAACUACACUAACCCGUCGAGUGUGCGGCGAAAUUGGGAUCAAUCGGCACAAAGUGUAUAGUUUUUGGGGUGUUUUGUAGCGCCAUAAACGAGAAGUCAACGAUAACUCGUUUUCGGCACCGAUCUCACCUCUUUCGAGUGCUUCAUUUGCGUACCAGAGUAACGCCGUCAAAGUUUUAGCCAACAUUCCAAGCGUGCGAUGAAGAGAAGAUACAUUAAAGAGUUUGUUCCGAGUGCCACUGCCGAUGCAAUCCGCAUAGGCUAGUAUUUGGAAAAUGUGUGUCACAUGUAUAUUUGACAUGAACGCAAUCUUAAAUUAAGAGCCCCUGUUGAUGUUUGCCAUGUUUUUUUUCUCUGGCAUUUUUAGGCUAUUGAUGUUUCCCCAAAACUAAUCGCUUUGCCAAGAAAGGAUCCUCAUUUCAACCUUUUAUGGACAAGUUCAAUGUAGUUGUAUGUUAUUUAAUUCUGUCUGCUUGACAAGUUUAUUGUAGCCUUCUUGCUUCGUAAACCGUGAUUCACCUUUGAUUUCAGCACACAUUGGACAAAAGUUGGACUGGGAACUUGCGUCUUAACGACUCGGUUAUUUGGAAGAGUAGACCAGUUGUACACGCCACAGGUGUUAGUUUUUUCUACAUUUUACCACAACGAAAUUUGUGAUAUAAUAGACCGCACUAUCUCUAAAACGGUACCAGAUUUCCAAUUUGUGGAUACGACGAGAGAUCAGUGACCAGCGCGCGAUUAAACUUGAUACAAAAUGGCGGCGUCCCUGGGACGAAUUGGAUCGGUUUCUCACUAUGGUUUUUAUUUAGUUUUAUCGCUGGAACUGUUAAUCAAUUACGGCUUGAGUUCAGAUUUACCAUGUGCUCAGAACUGUACCUGCACUGGAGAUUCUGUGGACUGUAGUCAUUUGGAUUUGACAGAUACACCGCUGGACCUGCCCAUUCAGACAGUUGCCCUAAAUCUUGGCCACAACAAGUUGACAGCCAUUGAUGUCGGAGUCUUCUCAAACCUCCCAAACCUACGAGAGCUGCGCCUGGACCAUAAUGAGCUGACGUCCAUCCCUGAUCUAGGACCGGCUGUGUCUCAGAUUGCUUCCCUCUACCUACACCACAAUAAGAUCCGCACCAUCGAUGGGAGGCGGAUGAGAGACCUGAUCUCCGUGGAAACCCUGGACCUGAGCAACAAUGACAUCACUGAAGUCAGAGUUCAAGGUUUCCCGGCAGGUCUCCAGAUCAAAGACCUGUACCUGAGCAACAACAAGAUACAGUUCCUGGAGGCCGGUGCUCUGGACCAGCUCUCCUCCACCCUGCAGGUUCUGAGACUGAGUCGGAACCGCAUCUCUCAGGUCCCUGUCAAAGGCUUCCAGCUGCCCAAGCUCACCCAACUUGAGUUGAACAGGAACCGCGUGAGGCAGGUGGAGGGGCUGACCUUCCAGGGCCUGGCCAGUCUGGAGGUCCUCAAGCUGCAGAGGAACAACAUUAGCAAGCUCACCGACGGAGCCUUCUGGGGCCUGGCCAAGAUGAAAGUGCUUCACCUGGACUACAACAGCCUGAGGGAAGUGAACAGUGGCUCCCUAUACGGCCUUUCCUCUUUGCUGCAGCUCUUCCUCAGCAACAAUUCCAUCUCCCACAUCAACCCAGAUGGCUGGAGGUUCUGCCAAAGGCUACGUGAACUGAAUCUGUCCUACAACAACCUGAGUCGUCUGGAUGAGGGCAGCCUAGCGGUGCUAGGGGACCUCCACACCCUCCGUCUGGGGCAUAACGCCAUCAGCCACAUCACCGAGGGGGCCUUCAGGGGCCUCAAGGCCCUGCGCCUCCUGGAGCUGGACCAUAAUGACAUCUCAGGCACAAUAGAGGACACCAAUGGGGCCUUCUCUGGACUGGACAGCCUCAACAAGCUAACUCUGUUUGGAAACAAGAUCAAGUCAGUGGCCAAGAAAGCCUUCUCAGGACUGGAGGCCCUGGAGCACCUGAACCUGGGAGAGAACGCCAUACGCUCCAUCCAGCCAGAGGCCUUCAGCAAGAUGAGGAGCCUCAGGAACCUACUCAUCCAGAGUGACAGUUUCCUGUGUGACUGUCAGCUCAACUGGUUCCCUGAGUGGCUAAUGACCCGGGGGCUACAGACUGGCGUAGAGGCUACCUGUGUCCACCCCGAAAUCCUGAAGGGUACUAGUGUCUUCCAGGCUCCACCAGAGAGAUUUGUCUGUGAUGACCUGCCUAAGCCCCAGAUCACGUUGCAGCCAGAGACCACCGUGACGGUUCUGGGUAGUGACGUGCGCCUCACGUGCACGGCAGCCAGCAGCAGCAGCUCACCUAUGACCUUCGCCUGGCGCAAAGACCAGGAGCUGCUCCGUCAUGCUGAGGUGGAGAACUUCGCCCACCUGCGCGCUAACCACGGGGCGGUGCACGAGGCCGGGGGGGUGAUGGAGUACACCACCAUUUUGCACCUGCGUCAUGUGACCUUCGCCCACGAGGGCCGAUACCAAUGUAUCAUCACCAACCACUUUGGCUCCUCCUACUCCACCAAGGCCCGCCUUACUGUCAACGUCAUGCCUACGUUUGUGAAGACCCCUCGAGACAACACCAUCCGUACGGGCACCACUGCCAAGCUGGAGUGUGCGGCCGAGGGCCACCCCACCCCUGAGAUCGCCUGGCAAAAGGACGGAGGCACGGACUUCCCGGCGGCACGCGAGCGGCGGAUGCACGUGAUGCCUGACGAUGACGUGUUCUUCAUCAUGGACGUCAAGCUAGAGGACAUGGGCGUGUACAGCUGCACCGCCAAGAACACAGCGGGCACCGUGUCUGCCAACGCCUCUCUCAUCGUGCUGGAGACGCCCCACCUGGCCCAAGAGCUGGAGGACCAUAGUGUGGUGGUGGGGGAGACUGUAGCCCUGCAGUGUAAGGCCCUGGGCAGCCCCCCACCCAAAAUCACCUGGCUGAGGAACGACGAGCCCCUCCGCUCCUCCGAACGACACCACUUCACCCCCGGCAACCAGCUGUUGGUGAUCGGCAGCGCCGCCCUAGAGGACGCUGGCAGGUACACGUGCGUAAUGUCUAACACGCUGGGCACAGAGCGCGGCCACAGCCAGCUGAGUGUCCGCCAGACCGGCUGCGUCACCCCGUCCGGCCCCAGCACCGUCACUAUGGGCAUCAUCGUCAUCGCUGUGGUGACCAGCAUCGUGGUGACCUCGCUGGUGUGGGUGUGCAUCAUCUACCAGACGCGCAAGAAGAGCGACGAGUGCAGCGUAACCAACACCGAUGAGACAAUUGUGCCCCCGGACGUCCCCAGCUACCUGUCCUCCCAGGGGACCCUCUCGGAGCGCCAGGACGUGUGUAUCCGCGUGGAGGCUAGCAUUGGACCUCCGCUCAACGGACACAUAGACAACACAGGUUACAAUGGGGCUGUAGUGUGUACAGAGUGUAUGGAGAACGGAAACAGCUACUCCAAGACAGACUUCGACUAUCUCACCCAGGGGCUGGGACCUGUAGGCCUGGAGUACCAACAACACCCCCACCACAUGGACUACAGUGUACCUGUACCCCUAGGGGUGGAUACGGAACCCCUCUCCAACGGGACCCCCAACGGAGUCAGAAGGGAUUCCUCUCCCCCUGAAUUUACAUCGCAGAGAAACCACCACAACAGAAAAGGUUCCUCAGUGAACAGGACGGGACACACAACUCUAGUGUGCUCCCCAUCCCAGGAGGAGGCCUUCCACAAGCCGGUGAAACUCGCCCCCGUAAGACGCCAAGACACACUGGACACGGAUCGUGAGCCAGAGCUCAGACAGACUCUACUGUCCAACGGACACACUCCCAGAGCCUCCCAGAGUGACAGCACCCCCCUCAGGAGCGCCAGCGACUAGCAGGCCCUCCCCACCCUGACACUAAUAGACUCACUAGCCCUGAGUGGACUUGUUCUUUGCACUGGGAACUGCUACCUCAAACAGAGAGGCCAAGAUCUGAUCCCCUCCCCUGUUUGGACUAACAGGGUGGGAGCUGGGAGGGGGUGGCAUCCAGAGGUUUGAAGGCAGAGCUUGUGUGGGUGGCGUCCCAUUUGAGCGUAUCAGCUGUACAUACUUAAAACCUUCCCCUGGGAGGUGUCAACCAAUCCUAGCUCCAAAUGUGACUUGCAUUUGAAGCAUGCAAAUGUAGGGAAUGUUUUACAGUAAUGUGUGAAAGAGAGCGAAAGAGAUAUAUAUACCAUUGGACAAUUAACUGUACAUAAGAGUUUUCAUAUAUAUUAUAUAACUUUUACAAAGAGUAUUUGAAUUUAUUCUGUGCAUGACAAAGAACGGAGUGAUGGUAUUUUUUUCUCUUUUAAAAGCCUCUACUUACCAGCUUCAACUGCGGUGCCUUAUUGCAUGAUCAAAGAAACCACAAACGGGACUCGUAGAGAUUUGUGAGAGCUAUCGUACACUCUUUGUCAUACCAUGGAACACUUUAUUGCACUUGAAUGUUGUUUGACAAACGCAAAUGCUGCCAUCAUGGCCUUAAACCAUAACUCAUAUUUACUGGUAUUUUAUGAAGGAAGCUUUAAUUUGUAUUUAUUUUGGUACGUGAUAUGGUAACACCUAUGGCAAGGAAGUGUUUGGGAUAUUAAUCUAGGUUUUUGAUGUUUAAGCACUUUUGUACUCAUCAUAAAUGACCUCUGGAAACAGACUCGGUACAUGUAACCCAAUAGGAACAUAAGAAAUCCUAGUCAGGAAAUGCGACUCAUUUCUGACAUAGACAUGGAAUGUCAAGUCUCUUCCACCUGUCAUGGUACUAACUACAGUUCCUUCAGAAAGUAUUCAUACCCCUUGACUUAUUCCACAUGUUGUUAUAACAGCCUGAAUUCAACAUGGAUGUUCACCCAUCUACACACAAUUACCCCAUGACAAAGUGAAAACAUGUUUUUAGAAAUGUUUGCAGAUUUAUGGAAAAUUACUUUCAAACUGUAACUGGGCCACCCAAGAACAUUCACUGUCUUCUUGGUAAACAACUCCAAUGUAAAUUUGGCCUUUUGUUUUAAGUUAUUGUCCUGCUGAAUGGUAAAUUCUUCUCCCAGUGUUUGGUGGAAAUCAGACAGAACCAGGUUUCCUCUCAAAUUUUGCCUGCGCCUAGCUCCAUUCCAUUUAUUUUUUUAUCCUGAAAAACUCCCCAGUCCUUAACAAUUAAAAGCAUACCCGUAACAUGAUGUAGCCACCACUAUGCUUGAAAAUAUGGAGAGUGGUGCUCGGUAAUGUGUUGUAUUGGAUUUGUCCCAAACAUAACACUUUGUAUUCAGGAUAAAAAGUUAAUUGGUUAGCCACAUUCCUUGCAGUAUUACUGAAAACAGGAUGCAUGUUUUGGAAUAUUAAAUAUUCUUUACAGGGUUCCUUUUCACUCUGUCAGUUAGGUUAGUAUUGUGGAGUAAGUACAAUGUUGUUGAUCCAUCCUCAGUUUUCUCCCAUCACAGCCAUUAAACUCUGUUUUAAAGUCGCCAUUGGCCUCCUGGUGAAAUCCCAGAGUGGUUUCCUUCCUCUCCAUCAACUGAGUUAGGAACGAUGCCUGAUACGCCAUCCCACGUGUAAUUAAUAACUUAACUGUUGGAUAUUUUUACCAAUCUACAAAUGGGUGCCCUUCUUUGAGGCAUUGGAAAACUUCCCUGGUCUUUGUGGUUCAAUCUGUGUUUGAAAUUCACUGCUUGACUGAGGGACCUUAAAGAUAAUUGUAUGUGUGGAUGAGAUGAGGUAUGUCAUUCAAAAAGCAUGUUAAACACACGAGUCUAUGCAACUUAUGUGACUUGUUAAAAAAAAAGUUUACUCCUGAACUUAUUUAGGCUUGACAAAAAAACAAAGGGGUUGUAUACUUAUUGACUCAAGACAUUUCAACUUUUUAUUUUUAUGAAUUUGUAAAAAUGUCUAAAAACAUAUCUCCACUUUGACAUUAUGGGGUAUUGCGUGUAGAUCAGUGACAAAACAACAUUUAAUCCAUUUUAAAUUCAGGCUGUAACUCAACUAAAUGUGAAAAAGUAAAAGGCUGUGAAUACUUCCGGAAAGCACUGUACCAACCAGGGCUUAGAACCACAUUUUUGUUCCCUUUGUUUUGUUCUGAACAGAACCUUUUUUUUCUUAUUUUGUUUUUACAACAAGAAAUGUAGUUCUGAAGCUGUUUGAACCUCCAAAAAUACUGAUUUUUAUAUCGUUCCUUACUGUUCCCUUUUAAACGUGAUUGAUUCUUUUUAAUUUACGCCAACAUUAAAUUACUUCACCAAUUAUUGCGGAUAGAGCAGCUUGCUAUGGAGCGGGUAAGCUAUAGUUUUUUUUUUUUUUACAUUCAUUGGACAGACGUUAAGGCGCGAGAUGCGAAUUUGUUUGUGUAGUGAGAGAGAGCAGAGGAGGCUUGGCUUGAAGCGCUGGGCAUCUUGUUUAUUACAUGCAUUUACAUGAAUUAGGCCCACAAAUAUUCAACCUACGGAAGAGUGUCUUCUAUGGAGGAACUUUGAAUGUCUUUGAACUUCAGAGAGUUGUCUUAACGUUGGACCAGGGCUAGCUAGCUUACAAGCUGCGCAGAGCGGCACCAGAAUGAAAAUAAAAACAUGUCUUUCCUAUUUGUAGUUAAUAAAUCCAAUCCAACGUGUUAACUAUAGUAUCCUUAACUAACAUUGAACAAGUUAAUGCAUUCUUCUCUAGUUAAAAAAUAUCUCCCUAAUUUCUGAAUCUUGCUUGUAAUUUCUGUCGGCUACAGUAGCCUAUUCUUCGGAGGGGAGGGGCAGGUAGCCUACGCGCGCGCACACACUGGUAAAGAUUUCCAGCUGACAGGCAGACACUGGAAUAAGUUUCUGAGUGACAGAAUGAGGGCUUUGCAUAGCUGCUGUGUUGCAGAACGUAAAAGAAUGUUAUUAACCGAUUCCCAUGCUUUUAUAAUAACGGUUCUGUUCAGGAACAGUGUAGAUCACUUUUGUUCUGAUACUGUUCCUUGAAAAUGUUGUUCUGUUCCCUGAACUAGUUCCAACACCUGUUACCAACAAGCUGCUGCACUUCAGUUGCCUUUUGGUUUAGGGAAUAGAUCCUCCACGGUGCCUCAGCUCCAUUUGUUUUCAUUAUUCUUUAUUUGUUCAACUAAAGGUCCAGAUCCUUUGAAUACACAUUUGUUAUGAAUGUGGUCCAAUUCCUAGAAUCAUUUGUUAUCCCCCUUCCAUCCCAGUAUGUUAUCCUAUACCAUGAACCUGCCACGCUGUAAAAGGGAAUGUGGAAUUCUUACCAGGAGGGCAUUUUGAGACCGUUGUCAUACUGUUUGAUUGCUAUCAUGUCUCACUGUGUGUGUGUGUGUGCGCACACAGGGCAUGGCCAGUAUUUAGCCUUUGUCAGAGCACCACACACAAUAAUACUGAUAAUAAUAAUCAUCAUCAUUAUGAUAAUGGUACAAAAACCUGUUUUAUUAUUGACUGGUACAAACUGAACACCUCUAAAUUCUACCAACAGCUUACUGUUGGUAAACUUGUGAAAUGUACCCCUUCCAACCUUAGGAGAAAUGCCCCGUCUACAGGCCUGGGUAAACUGGGCUGACAAAACCAGAUACUGUGAAUGUCAGUUUAAACAGAAUUACAUUUUGUAAUGUAUGCAUAUGUUUAGCCAUUUUCUAGGCUAACUGUUUGUAAGCACUUGUUUUGCUAUUUACUUUAUCAAAAAUGGGUCAAAUUGUUUGACUUAUGAGAAUAUUCUUCAGAGAGCAGGAAUUCUAGAUGGUCAGUCAUAAGUUGUCAGUAGUGUCGGCCCAUUAUGUCAACGCCUGAAUGGAUGCAGGGGUGAUGUGCAGUAAUUUAUUGAAAUAAACUGUCUGAAACCAUUGUACCAAUGUCAAAGCUUAAACAUUGAAGUGUCUAAUAAAAUCACAUUUUUUGCUAUUAUAUAAA